CAAUGCAUUGAAAUGUCAAUCGCAUGUGUAAAUAUAACGGAAUAUCAGCACGUCUGGAAACUUUUUCUUCUGAAUGCAGUCGUUUGCACGAUGAAUGUUUAUUUAAAGAAAACAAAAUAUCUUCCACUAACAAAUUUUAAUUGUUAAAUUUCGCGAAAUCGUCCAGAGUUUAAUUGUUUGUGGACAAAAAGCUGAAGAGGAAGUGAAGAACUUUCAAUGAAAAAAAUACAAAAUGGCCUCCACUAACGUUAGUUUGGAUGACAUAGAUUUGUCAAGUUUAAGGGAUCCAGCUGGAAUCUUUGAUUUGAUAGAAGUUGUCGGAAAUGGAACAUAUGGCCAAGUCUAUAAGGGUCGACACACCAAGACUGGGCAGUUGGCAGCCAUCAAAGUUAUGAAUGUGACAGAGGAUGAGGAGGAAGAAAUCAAGCUUGAGAUUAAUGUCCUGAAAAAGUUUUCCAAUCACAGAAACAUAGCAACAUAUUAUGGAGCAUUCAUCAAGAAAAGUCCCCCUGGAAAAGACGAUCAACUAUGGCUUGUGAUGGAAUUCUGUGGAGCGGGGUCAGUGACAGAUCUGGUCAAAGCAACAAAAGGAAGCAGUCUGAAAGAGGAGUGGAUUGCAUACAUUGGCAGAGAGAUGUUGAGGGGGCUAGCACAUUUACACAGCAAUAAAGUUAUACAUAGAGAUAUCAAAGGACAGAAUGUUCUACUGACAGACAAUGCAGAAGUCAAAUUAGUUGAUUUUGGAGUAAGUGCACAGUUGGACAAAACCAUUGGAAGAAGAAACACUUUCAUUGGAACACCAUAUUGGAUGGCUCCUGAGGUCAUUGCCUGUGAUGAAAACCCAGAUGCUACAUAUGACAACAGAAGUGAUCUAUGGUCUUUAGGUAUUACAGCGAUAGAGAUGGCUGAAGGAAAACCACCACUUUGUGACAUGCACCCCAUGAGGGCUCUCUUUUUGAUACCUAGAAAUGCUCCACCAAGAUUAAAAUCAAACAGAUGGUCAUCACGGUUUUCUAAUUUUGUGGAGACAUGUCUGCUUAAAGAUUAUAUGCACCGGCCAAAUACCGAGACCUUACUUAAGCAUCCAUUUAUAAAGGACCAACCUACAGAGAGACAAGUCCGAAUUCAGCUCAAGGACCACAUAGACAGGCACCGCAAAAAACGACCAGAUGAUGAGGACACCAUGACAGAGUGGGUUCCCAGUGAUGUUGAGGAUGAAGAAGAAACAAACAUGGCCGGUGAACCUAGCACUGCCCGUCGGAGGGAAAGUCGACAGGAUCCAAACAGGCCAAUUUCCAUCCUCCAGAUCCCAGGAGAGUCGACUCUGAAGCGAAACUUUCAGUUAAUUCAGCAGAGGGAAGGUCAUCCACAGAACUCACGCCCUGUCCCCAUCCAGCAGCAAGGUCGUCAGGGUCAAAGGCAGGCAAGCUCCAAACAGGGCUGGCCCGGGCCGUACCAACCCCCUCAUCCAGGUCCCUCGCGGCAGCAACAGCAGAUUAGCCGACCCCCCCAAGCAAUAGAGGACAUACCAGAGGAAAUAUCCAAGGACCUUAAGUCUGAAGACUAUAGUGACUCGGGAUCAGACGAUGAACAUGCAGAUCAAAGACCCUCCAGCAAAGCCCAGAAACCAGAGGAUCUGGAUAAAUAUGCCAAACAGCUGAUUGAUAUGUUUCCGGAGGAGAAAGGCUCCUCAGAUGAGGAGGAGGGUGAGGAGGAGGAAGAGGAAGUGACUCGAGAUGGAACUCUUCUGGCCUCAGAGCCAGCCAGACCUCUACCGACUGGAGGCUUUAACCAUGACACAUUAGAAACCUUGUCUUCCAUGGUGAUUCACACAGAAAUUUCUUCCUCUUCACACUCAAACCAAAGUCCAGGCAACAACAUAAGUGAAAACUCUCGUAACCGUGACAAUGAUGACGGAACACUGGUCGUCAGACGGAAUAAAUCGGAGAAUGUCUUAAGUGAAAAGGCCCAAAGAGCUAAAGUGGGAAAAGCUAACUCCAAUCCUAUUGGCUCCUCUGGACAUCCUAGUGGGUUGCCAUCAGCUAGACACAGUGCCAGCAGUGGAGUCUUGCCUGAUCUCCUUCCCCCACACACCCCACCUCAAUCACGCUCAGCCCUCACCCCCCAAAGACCACAGGACAAGACCACUUCAGAUGAAUAUCGGCAGGCAGUUAGUAGCUCAGAGGGAGGAGUAUUGAGACACCACCCCAAGUCUUUCUCUGCCUUUGGGUUUGGAGCCUCUGAAGGUUCCACACUCACAUCACAGUCAUCUAGGCGCGGUUCCCAGAUCAACGUCAAUGUAGCACCUUCCCAACCAAUGUUGGAGGCUUUGAGCGACACUCCAGAAAUCCGCAAAUACAAAAAAAAGUUCUCUUCAGACAUUUUAUGUGCUGCAUUAUGGGGAGUCAAUUUACUCAUUGGAACAGAGAAUGGCUUAAUGCUUUUAGACAGAAGUGGACAAGGAAAAGUUUACACAUUGAUCUCACGCCGGAGAUUUCAACAGAUGGAGGUUCUAGAGGGACAGAACAUCUUGGUCACAAUCUCCGGCAAGAAAAACAAAAUCCGAGUCUACUAUUUGUCAUGGCUGAACAACAAAAUCUUUAAGAAGGACCAGAAUGAUAGAAGAAAUGGCUGGGUAAAUGUGGGAGAGCUGGAGGGCUGUGUUCACUUCAAAAUAGUGAAAUAUGAAAAGAUAAAGUUCCUUGUCAUAGCCCUACAGGAGAGCAUAGAGAUAUAUGCAUGGGCCCCGAAACCCUACCAUAAGUUUAUGGCCUUCAAGUCUUUCACCGAUCUAGUCCACAAACCACUGAUAGUUGACCUAACAGUGGAAGAAGGUCAAAGGCUGAAGGUUCUGUAUGGUUCCCGUCAUGGUUUCCAUGGUAUUGAUGUAGAUGAAAUGUUGGCCUAUGACCUUUACAUUCCUACCCAUACGCAAGGCACCAUCUUGCCACAUACCAUUGUCAUAUUACCAGACACCAAUGGAAUGGAGCUCCUUUGCUGCUAUGAUAAUGAGGGAGUUUACGUAAACUCCAGUGGUCGUGUCACCAAGAAUGUUGUUCUACAGUGGGGAGAAAUGCCGACAUCUGUGGCAUACAUAAGCACUGGACAGAUAAUGGGCUGGGGAAACAAAGCUAUUGAGAUCCGUGCUGCAGAAACCGGGCACUUGGAUGGAGUGUUCAUGCACAAAAAAGCACAGAAACUCAAGUUCCUCUGCGAGAGAAAUGACAAAGUCUUUUUCUCGUCGAUGCGGUCAGGGUCGAGCUGCCAGAUUUACUUUAUGACUCUCAACAAACCAGGAUUAGCCAAUUGGUGAAGAAUACUAACUGCCAUGGAGAUAUUUUAAUUUCUCAGGGUAUUUUGUGAAGAAAUACACCAGUAAGACUACAGCUAUGGAUAACCUUGCAACAUUCUACCUAUAUGAGUUGUUAUCAUGGCAAAAAAAAUGCCCCUUUCUUGAGCUGUACCAUGGCAAUUGUCACCAACUGAGCUCUAACCAUGGCAAAAUUCACUAUAAUGAGCUGUAGAAAUGAGUCUAUGGAUUUUAAGAUGUCAGAAAUUUUGCAUAGAUCUGAAAUGUGCAGCUAUAUAAACUGUACAUUGAAUAUUUUCUUUUCAAAAUGCAAUGAGUUUAUCUCUUCAUUCCACAAUCAAAGAAGAUGACGUUUUCCUGCCCUCUCAUGUUAACACUUUUAUAUAUUGGAAUGUAUGUCAUUUACAUGAUACAAUACAGAAUACUCAAAAAAGUGCUAAGUUAUUUGUCACCGUGUAAACCCCUGUAUUGUGAAAUCAUUAUAAUUCGUGGGGGCCAAUUUUCUUGGAUUGGUUAACUUUUACAGGGACAUACUUUCGUGUAUUCUUUUAUACAAACAUAAGGACAUAUGGUUUUAUAACACUAAUUUAUUAAUUCGUGGAGGAUGUAAAUUUGGGGAUGAGAGGUACCCAUGAAUUCCACGAAAAUUGAGCCACCACGAAAUUGAAUGAUUCCACAGUAUGUGUAGAUGGAUAACCUAAAACCACCUGGGCAAGAGCAAAGGGACAUAACCUCAUCCACACUUUUUUUCUCUCAGUAACUGAUACUGAUGUGUAAGCCUUAUUUUAAAAAUAUCCAUUGUUAAUUUCCAGUAUGCCAUUAUUUAUGAGGGUUUUUUAGGGAGGGUAUAUCAGGAAAAUAAUAGGUGAAAUAGGUGUAAUAUAAUUCAUACUAAUUAAACUAAUAAAAAAAAAGACAAGGUGAAAAACAGUAAUAUGUUUAGUAUCUUGGUCUGUAAAAGUUAAUAUGAACAAAAUGAGUGAACCCAAAUGGUCAAAGAUUUGGCCCAUUUAUUGUAACAGUGCCCCGAGACAAAGACUUACAAAUUGUGGAGUAGAAAUACACACUCUUGCCUUAAGAUGUAGACGAUUAGUCUUUUAUGUGUAGUUUUAAGUAAGGAACACCUCAUUCUAGUCAUUGUCUGAUUUUUAAUUGUGGCUGAUGUAAAAUGUCACGAAAGAAUACCUAUUUUUAACUUUUAAUGAUAUAAAAAUCACUUCCAUUCUGUGAUAAUAGUUUGUGUAAGUUGACAGGUUACUCCGCUGUACAGUUGGAUUAUACAGGUGAGCUGUACAGGUGUGUUGUACUUCCUACCUGUUGAACAAUAAUCAUGUGUUAUAUAAAAAUGUAAUUUGUUUGGAAAUGUGGCAAUAUUUAUUUUCUUUUUCGUUUGUAAAAUUUUCUUUCUCUGUUUUGAAAUGCAAUGGUGAAGUUCAUUUAUGAAAUCCAAAUUUGUUGUUCUUGAUUUUUCAUUGUUAUCAAAGUACGUUUGUCAAAUAAGGUGUCUAAAGACCAUAUCAAAGUGUUUUAGACCAACAAAAAAGAAAUUAUACCACCAAGUUAAACAAAAAAUCGUUUUUUAUUAAAUUCUGUUAUAGAAGCAUAUUCAUUUAAAGUAUUUUGGUAAAUAUAUCUGAAACAAACAUCACCAUCAAUCAAUCUUCGAAUUGUAUACCAGUAACUGUAAUAUUAUUUAUCAUUUAUUUUGCCAAUGACAGUUGCCUAGCAACGGCACCAAUUGUGUAUCUUGUGUUAGCCAUUUUAUGUUUUCGUCGUUUUCAGUUGGAGAGUGAACAGUAUUAUACUGAGUCUCGUGGAGAGAGUGUAAUCAUUUGUCAAGCUUAGAAACAAAAGUGCAAUUUUGAUACUGAACAAUAAAUGCAUCUGCAAUACCAA
This is a messenger RNA of Magallana angulata, 5206 nucleotides long. Its product is annotated as misshapen-like kinase 1. Gene Ontology annotation, molecular function: MAP kinase kinase kinase kinase activity; ATP binding. Bases 233 to 3313 code for a protein of 1026 amino acids. Gene Ontology annotation, biological process: protein phosphorylation. The record is from RefSeq and is a predicted model, not a curated record. The transcript is spliced from 33 exons. NCBI's taxonomy places the organism in Eukaryota, Metazoa, Mollusca, Bivalvia, Ostreida, Ostreidae.